GCGAGGGGCACGGCCCGGCGGUGAUGGCGCGGGAGGGUGCCCUGGAGGAUCCAGCUGUGCCCCCAGAUGUUGAGGGCCCCCAAAAACGCCUUCCCUGCCCCCGAAACGCCCCAGAUGUGAUUGGGGAGGGGCCAGAUCCAAAUGUUGGGGACCUGAAAACGCCCAAAGUGGCCCAAAACACUUCAGAGGCUCCAGAUAUGGCAGCAGAGACCACAAAUCCAGAUGUGCUGUGGGCCAAAAAUGGGCACCGGACACUGCAGGUGGACAGCGACACAGAUGUGGAGGAGGAGGGGCCAGAUCCAGAUGCUGAGCCCCAAAAACGGCUUGAAAUGACCCAAAGUGUUCCCGAAACUCCAGAUGUGGGGCUGAAAACCCCAAAUCCAGAUGUUCUACGGCUUAAAAAUGGGUAUGGCACACUGCUGGUGGAGAGCAACACAGAUGUGGAGGAGGAGGAGGCUGAUCCAGAAGUGGAGCCCCCAAAACUACUGAAAAUUACCCAAAAUGUGCCCGAAACUCCAGAUGUUGCAGGAAAGACCCCAAAUCCAGAUGUUUCAGCCCCAAAACUGCCUUGUGGAAUGCAGGUGGUGGACAGUGACACGGAUGUGGAUGAGGAUCCAGACGUGCCACCCCCAAAAAGGCUCAAAGUGAUCAAAAGCAUGCCUGGAAUUCCAGAUGUGGAGGUGGAAACCCCAAGUCCAGCUGUGGGCACACCCAAAACUAGACACUGGACAAUGCUGAUGGACAGAGACACAGAUGUGGAGGGGGAGGAGGAGAACCCAGAUGUGCAACCCCCAAAACAACUCAGGAUGACCCAAAAUGUGCCCGAAAUGCCAGAUGUGGCAGCAACGGCCCCAAAUCCAGAUGUUUCAGGCACAAAACUCCAUUCCUGGAUGCUGCUGGUGGACAGCGAUACAGAUGUGGAAGACGAAGUGAAUCCAGAUGUGCAGCCCCCAAAAAGGCUCAAAGUGACCCAAAACAUGCCCAGAAUUCCACAUGUCGAGGUGGCGACCCCAAAUCCAGCUGUGGAAAGGCCCAAAAUCGGGCAUGAGACGCUGGUAGAGGACAGUGACACAGAUGUGGAGGAGGAUCUGGAUGUGCAGCCCCCCAAAAGGCUCAGAAGGACCCAGAAUGUGCCCAAAACUCCAGAUGUGCGAUGGGGGACACAAAAUCCAGAUGUUUCAGGCCCCACAAUCAGGUGUCAGAUGCUGCUGGUGGACAGUGACACAGAUGUGGAGGAGGAUCCAGAUGUGCAGCCCCUGAAACGGCUCAGAGCGACCCAAAACGUCCCUGAGACUCCAGAUGUGGCUGCAAAGCCCCCCAACCCAGAUGUUGCAGGCCCUGAAAUCAGGUGCCAGACAUUCCUGGUGGACAGUGACACAGAUGUGGAGGAGGAUCCAGAUGUGCAGCCCCUGAAACGGCUCAGAGCGACCCAAAACGUCCCUGAGACUCCAGAUGUGGCUGCAAAGCCCCCCAACCCAGAUGUUGCAGGCCCUGAAAUCAGGUGCCAGACAUUCCUGGUGGACAGUGACACAGAUGUGGAGGAGGAGGUGAAUCCAGAUGUUGAGACCCUAAAAGAGCUUGAAAUGACCCAAAAUGUGCCUGAAAGUCCAGAUGUGGUGUCACAGACCCCAAAUCCAGAUGUUGGAAUGGCCAAGAAUGGGUGCCAGGUACUGCUGGUGGGCAGUGAUCCAGAUGUUUCCCCUGCAAAAAGAUGGGAAAGUCCUCAAAACGUGCCCCAAACUCCAGAUGUGCCCACACAGCCCCCAAAUCCAGGUGUGAAGGGGUCACAGAGGGGUCACCGGGCGCUGCUGGACGACAGCGACACAGAUGUGGAGGAGGAGGCGGCAAAUCCAGAUGUUGGAUCCCUAAAAAGAGUGAAACAAGCCCCAAAUGUGCCUGAAACUCCAGAUAUGAGGCUGAAACCACCAAAUCCAGAUGUUUCAGGCACAAAAAUUGGGUGUAGUAUGCUGCUGGUGGACAGCGACCCAGAUGUGGAGGAGGAUGAGGCCGAUCCAGAUGUUCAGCCCUCAAAAAGACAGAAAAUUGCCCAAAAUGUGCUCGAAACUCCAGAUGUGCCCACACUUACCCCAAAUCCAGUUGUUGGAGGCGCUGAAUCCAGAUGUGGAGCCUUGGUGGUGGAGAGUGACACAGAUGUGGAGGAGGAUGAGGCUGAUCCAGAUGUUCAGCCUUCAAAAAGACCGAAAAUUACCCAAAAUGUGCCCAAAACUCCAGACGUUGGGAGGUUCCAAAGGACCAAAAAUGUGGCCGCAACGCCAGAUGUGGCGGGAGAGGAGGAAGAGUGGGAUCCAGAUGUGGCCACCCAGCUGUUCCUGCCCCCAAAUCCAGAUGUGGGGGAGGCCGAGGCAGAUCCAGAUGUUGGGAGCCCAGAACGACUCAAAAUGACCCAGAAACCACGAGAAAUUCCAGAUGUGGAGGAGGAAGAGGAGUCAGAUCCAAACCUGGCCACCCAGCUGUUCCUGCCCUCUCCAGAAGUUGGGGGCCCAGAAAGCUCCAAAACGGCCCCAAAGGACCCCAGAAUUCCAGAUGUGGAGGAGAAAGAGGAGUCAGAUCCAGAUGUGGCCACCCAGCUGUUCUUGCCCUCUCCAGAUGCUGGGAGCCCAAAACGACUCAAAAUUACCCAGAACCCUCCCAGAAUUCCAGAUGUGGAAGAGGAAACCCCAAAUCCAGAUGAGAAGGAAGAACAGGAGUCAGAUCCAGAUGUGGCCACCCAGCUGUUCCUGCCUUCCCCAGAUGUUGGGAGCCCAGAAGGCCCCAAAACUACCCCAAAGGACCCCAAAAUUCCAGAUGUAGAGGGGCUGCCCUCCCCGGAUCCAGAUGUGGCCACGCAGCUGUUCCUGCCCCCACACCCAGGUGUGGACGGCCUAAAUCCAGAUGUUCUGGGUCCAAACCAACCCGAAAUGGCCUCAAAUGACCCCAAAAUUCCUGUUGUGAGGGUGGAGACCCUAGAGCCAGAUGUGGAGGGGGAGGAGGACUUGGAUGUGGCCACCCAGCUAUUCCUGCCUCCUGAUCCAGAUGUGGAGGGGGAAGGACCCUCAGAUCCAGGUGUUGGGUCCCCAGAACCACCCAAAAGUCCCCUAAACCCACCCAAAAUUCCAGAUGUGGGCACAGAGAGCCCAAAUCCAGAUGUGAAGGGGUCACUGAGUAGCCACAGGACGUUGCUGGGGGAUGCUGAUCCAGAUGUGCAGGAGGCAGGCCCAAAUCCAGAUGAGGCAGCCUCAAAAAAACCCCAAACAGCCCCGAAAGUCCCUGAAAUUCCAGAUGCAGAGGCGGACACCCCAAAUUCAGAUGUGGAGAGCCCGGGGAGCCCCAGCCUGGAUCCAGAUGUGUCCACCCAGCUGUUCCUGCCCCCUGCCCCAGAUGUGGAACGCCCGGAAAGCCCCAAAAGGGCCCUGGAUGAGCCCCAAGUUCCAGAUGUGGAGGAGGUGGCCCCAAAUCCAGAUGUUGAGGGUCCCCCAAGCCCUGCCCAGGAGGAAGCAGAAGCUCCACCCACCCCAAAGGUGCGGCGCAGUCGGCGAUUGGCUGAGAUUGGAGGGGGCUCCGCCUCUCGUGACCCCACCCCCACUCAGAAUGGGCAAGAUCAAGGCUCCAAGCCACGCCCCUCACCCAAGCCACGCCCCCAGAGGGGGCAGGACCGAACAGUGGCAGCGCUUGAAGAGGCCACACCCACAGUGUCCAUACAAGGAAAUGGGCGUGGCUCAAAUUCAGCCCCACCCCCAGAGGAGGAGGAGCUAACAGAAGGUGCCAAGCGCAGGCUCCGCCCCCGGGCAGCACCGGGCUCCGCACAGAUCCGGGUGCUGUUCACCGGCCUGGUGGCCUCCCCGGCGCUGCAGGUGGCCCUGGGGACGCUGGGUGGCACCGAGGCCACCUCAGUGCACGACUGCAGCCACCUGGUGACCGAUGGCAUCCGCCGGACACUGAAGUUCCUGUGCGCCCUGGGCAGGGGUGUCCCCAUUGUCACCCCCCAGUGGCUGCUAGAGAGUUCCCACAGUGGCCGCCCGCUGUCCCCUGGUCCCUUCCUGCCCCGGGACCUCCCCUGUGAGCGGCGCUUCGGCUUCCGCCUGCGCCCGGCGCUGGCCCGGGCCCGGGAGCGGCCCCUGCUGCAGGGCUACCAGGUGCACGUCACCCCCAGUGUCCAGCCGUGCCCCGAGGACAUGCGGGACAUUGUCACCUGCUGUGGUGGCACCUUCCUGCCACAGCUGCCCCGGGAACAUGCGCCCCGUGUCCUGGUGAUCUCGUGUCCCCAGGACCGCUGGCUCUGGCCCCCGGCCGUGGCCGCGCGGCUCCCGCUGCUCUCGGCCGAGCUGCUGCUCUCGGGGGUCCUGCGGCAGCGCCUGGAGCUGGCCCCGUUCCUGCUGAGCCCCUGGCAGCCCCCCGAAAACGCCCCUGAGCCCACCCAAAACACCCCAAAUCCCACCCAAAAGCAAAAAAAUCCCACCCCAAAUCCCACCCAAAAUAGCCCAGAGCCCACCCGAAACCAGAAAAAUCCCACUCAAAACUCCCCAAAUCCCGCCCAGAAACGGAGAAAUCCCCCCCGAAAAACCCCAGAUCCCACCCCAAAAACCCCAGAUCCUGCCCAGAAAAGAAAAAAUCCGUUCACGGAGCGAAACAGCCAAUGGCGAUGCAGAAGGGGCGGGAGCAUCGUUGCCAUGGGGACGGGGCGGGCGGUCGCCAUGGCAACGGGGCGACCGGGCCUGGAGCGGGAAAAGCGGGAAAAGGACGUCCCGGACAGCAUUAACCCCUCCUUUAAGUCCCUGGGGGCGGAGCUUGAGGCAGAAAAGGGGCGUGUCCAUGAAUUGGAGGCAGAGCUGAAAACACUGAGGGGGCGGAGCCAAUGCCUGGAGGCGGAGCUUGAGGCAGAAAGGAGGCAGUGCAAACACCUGGAGGCGGAGCUUGAAGCAGAAAAGGGGCGGAGCCAACGGCUGGAGGUGGAACUUAAGUCAGAAAAGGGGCGGAGCCAAGCACUGGGGGUGGAACUCGAUGCCCUGAAGGGGCGUGGCCAACGAUUGGAGGCAGAGCUGGAUGCGGAAAAGGGGCGGAGCCAAAUCCUGGAGAUGGAGCUGGAGACCCUGAAGGGGCGGGGCCUUGGCCCAGAGGGGGCGGAGCCAAGCCCAGAGCAGGUGCUGCUGGGCCGCUGGCGCCAGAAGGUUUUCCAGCUGCUGCUGCAGGUGAGGCUGCAACAGGGCCAGGAGCUGCGGCUGCAGGGACAGGUGCGCUCCCUGGGGGCUGCAGUGGCCGCCGGGUCCCGCCAGGUGUCGCUGUUGGAGCUGCGGCUGCGCCAGGGGGAGCAGGAGAGACAGGCCCUGUCCCAGCAGCGGCUCCGGGCGGAGGCGGCCGAGGAGGAACUGGGGAAACUGGGCCAGGCCCUGAGCCGGCUGUUGGGGACAUUGGGCGUGGUCCUGGCCGAUGUCACCGUGGCCGUUGGGGCCCUGGGGACCCUCAGUGAGCGCCUGGGACGGGCCCAGCACCGACUGCGGGCGCUGGUGGCCUCAGGGCGGCUCCGGUGGCAGCGGGAGCCGGAGGGGACAGCAGAGGACAGCGGCGCGGUGGCCCCGGAGGUGACAUCGGAGAAGGUGAGGGGGUGGCACCGAGGGGACACCGGGGGUGGCUCUGUCCCCAGGGUGUCACCCCCGUGCCCACCCCAGGCCACCAAGGGUGGGGACAGGACCCGGCCACGCCCAGGCACAGUGUCCCUGGCCCCGUUGGUGACGCAGCUCCAGGCUCUCGGUGCCGCCAUCCUCGGGGACCCCGCGGUGCCAGCGCCCCCGUGGGGACACCGGUGACAUCAGGGACACAGGUGACAUCAUCAGGGAGCAGUGGCACUGUGGGGACAGAGAUGAUGUCACUGUGGUGGUGGUGGUGACGUCACUGUGGUGAUGUUGAUGAUGUCACUGUGAUGGUGAUGACGUCAUGGCUCUGCCCCAGCCCUGGCUCCGUGUCACUUAGUCCCCACCCAGCCCCCAAUGUCCCCAAAGCCACCACGACCAUCCAAGAGGGUCCCCAAAGUGUCCCCGAUGUCCCCAAGGAGAUUCUUUGGUGUCCCCAACCCCGCCCAAUGC
Messenger RNA from Pyrgilauda ruficollis (rufous-necked snowfinch), 6077 nucleotides. Its product is annotated as mediator of DNA damage checkpoint protein 1-like. Lineage: Eukaryota; Metazoa; Chordata; Aves; Passeriformes; Passeridae. Gene Ontology annotation, cellular component: nucleus. Gene Ontology annotation, biological process: positive regulation of transcription initiation by RNA polymerase II. Bases 24 to 5801 code for a protein of 1925 amino acids. The transcript is spliced from 19 exons. The record is from RefSeq and is a predicted model, not a curated record.